Musa acuminata AAA Group (dessert banana) is the source of this 835-nucleotide messenger RNA. RefSeq names its product auxin-responsive protein IAA33-like. The transcript is spliced from 2 exons. Gene Ontology annotation, cellular component: nucleus. Bases 130 to 642 code for a protein of 170 amino acids. The record is from RefSeq and is a predicted model, not a curated record. Gene Ontology annotation, molecular function: protein binding. Lineage: Eukaryota; Viridiplantae; Streptophyta; Magnoliopsida; Zingiberales; Musaceae. Gene Ontology annotation, biological process: regulation of DNA-templated transcription.
AACUACGACACUUCACCCCGUUAAUCUCUCUCUCUCUCUCUCUCUCUCUCUCUCUCUCUCUCUCUCUAUUAUUUAGGUGGGGGGGGAGGGGUGGCAGCUAGGAAGCAAGGCCUGGGUUCAGCGACGAGGAUGAGCGGGGUUGAGUUGCACCAUGCAGCGCCGAAGCGUCGGUGGGACGAGCAAGGGACCCUGCACCCCGGCGCCGCUCCCUUCCAUCAACGGUGCGGGGAUGUCGGUGCGGCCGCAGUGCCUGCUCAGCCCCCUCGCAGGAAGCUCUUGUCUUUCUCGGCCAUGGACGACGAGGCGGCUGCGUCGGUCGUCCCCCCGGUCACCGUCGUCCUCGAGGGGCGCUCCAUCUGCCACCGCAUCUACCUCGACCAGCACACCAGCUACGAGAGCUUGGCGAAGGCCUUGCGUCGCAUGUUCGUCGAUUUCGAUGGGGGCGACGGACAUGGAGACGGGGGAUACCAGGAGCUGCAGCUGGCCAACGCAGUACCUGGCUACAUGGUGGCCUACGAAGACAUGGAGGACGACCUGCUCCUCGUGGGUGACCUUAACUGGAAGGAUUUCGUUCGUGUAGCCAAGAGAAUCCGAAUAAUCCCUGCAAAGGCCGGUCGUCGGAAACACUGUGGAGGGCAAUAGAAGAUGUCGACUUUUGUUAAGAUAUACAUGCAUUAAGUUUAGAUGUCAACUGUUAAGAGCAGUACUUGAUGUCUCUCUGUGGUUUACUCGAACUGUGUUUAUUGCUUUUCUGCUUUGUCUCUAUCAUUGUAGUCGUAAACAUGCUUCUAUUUACUUCAGUCAAUGGCAUAAUGAGACAACCGGCAUUGAAGUA